This is a messenger RNA of Zonotrichia albicollis (white-throated sparrow), 4961 nucleotides long. Its product is annotated as G-protein coupled receptor 35-like. Gene Ontology annotation, cellular component: plasma membrane. Lineage: Eukaryota; Metazoa; Chordata; Aves; Passeriformes; Passerellidae. The record is from RefSeq and is a predicted model, not a curated record. Gene Ontology annotation, molecular function: chemokine receptor activity. Gene Ontology annotation, biological process: positive regulation of Rho protein signal transduction; phospholipase C-activating G protein-coupled receptor signaling pathway; chemokine-mediated signaling pathway.
AGCCACCAAUAUAACAUUUUUGGCCCUCCUAUGCAUGGAAGGCAGGGGCUGGAAUUAGACACUAUUUUGCUGUUUGGUGGCAUUUGGGCGGGCUGAGACCCGAGUUCUUAUCAGAGGUUUGAUCUCCAGGGGGCUGAAAGGACAAUACUGGGGAGCUGUGGCCUGGGUGCUGCUUUCAGGUGCUGGAGGCAUCUCUGAUUUUGUUUCCUUGGCACAGCAUAGCUGUUCCAAGGGUGAGUGCUGCCCAGCAGCCUCCAGGGAACUCCACAAGCCCUGGAGCAGCAUCAGGCUCUUGGGAAGCACAGGCUUUUCCAUGCCCUGCUCAGUGUGUGGGCACAGAUACUCAGCUGGUCCCUGGUGCUGCUGAUGCCUUAGAACUUUAGCUUUUGUGUUGUUCAUGUAUUUGUAAUCCUGUUGUUCUUUAGUGUAACUCUAAACUCCACACACAGUGUCAGUUGCUGCUUUCCCGUUUUGGGCAGACACAACAAUUCUUCUCCAAUCAAGGACACCUCAGGCUUCAGGCCCUGAGAGAUGUAAAAUAAAAGGGAGUUGGGGGGAGCAAACUUGGGGUACAUGGCUUCAUUACCUGAAGCUGGAAUUAGAAGAUUCUUGGAAGAUUGACCCCCAAUAUCUAAUGGACAAAUUUAUAAAAGUGUGAAAACCUGUGACCCAUCAUCCAUUUUUGGGUGUAGCCCUUGUGGGUCUUCGUCUGCCCUAAGUGUACCUGAAGGCCCUACAAUACAUACAGCUGCUUUUUAUUCUCUUAAUUUUGUCUGGCCUCUGUUUUUAGGUAGCCCCACAAGACGUCAGUGCAGGAGCAUGGGGAGGGUUGCAACACAGGAGCCCCAACAGCAUUUCCUGCCAUAGGCAAUUCCGUGCAGUGCUGGGGAAGGGAAAGGGGAAACAGCCCCAACAGCCAGGGCUGGUCAUUGUGUGGGAUUGCUUAAGUGAGCUCAUUGUGAGGCACUUAGCCUCAAACCACCAUCUGACAUGCUAGAAAUAAGACUGACAUGUUUUGCUCUCAACCCCACAGUUCUCUUUUGGUCAAGAUCUGCUGUUGCACCAUCCCCUCUGGCCGUGAGAAAGGCAGGAAAGCAACCCCGUGGGGCAGAGGCACUGCAGGGCAGCCAGAGCCCUGUGUCCCUCUCUGUGUGGGGAGAUGGUACCAGCACCCCUCCCACCCUGCCAGAGGCUCUGCCCCUGCAGCUGCAGCCAGCAGGACACAGCAAUGCCGGGGAGAUGGAGAUAUUCCCCAGCAGGGAGAGGAGGCAGGAGCUCAUCAGUCUGUCUGACAGCAGGCAAUACCAGUGAAUAUUUUGUCCCGCUGGCUACUUUCAUUCAGAAAUCGCUUUUCCAGGCACAAUGUGGUGGAUGCUGGUGUCAGUGCAAGGUUCUCUGGGGACAGGCACCAGUGCUCUGCAGUGCUGCUGGGCCCUGGAAGAGCCUGCCCGAGAGCUGCCAGCAGGGACACAGCACAAGUGUCACCUCCUGUGCGCCACACGGGGACAGCACUCAGCACUGAGACAGGCCGUGAGCUGCAAGGCAGGGGAAAUACCAAGUGAGCGUCAGUGGCCCAUGGCAGGGGGGAUAAAACCUGUGACUGCCUGGAAGGAGGGGACCCUGAGCAGCUGCAGAUGAUGGUGGCUGACAGAGGAACAGGGUGCAGAGAAGGAUGGGGAUCCUGAUGCUGCCAUGGCCAGGAAUCAGGCACAGACCCAAGAGCCUCAGCAGGAGCCAUCUAAGUUCUCUGCAGACAGCACUUGAUCCUAGCUUUGCCUGCUGGUAGCUGGUGUUGAGUUUGCUUUGACACAUGCUGGUGAGCAUGCUGCUCACAGCCAGGUGCUUUGUGCCUAGUGACAUGGCUGCUCCCUGUCUCGAGACCUCGCUGGGCUGAUGGGACCCUCAUCUGGCAACCACAGCACCAAGCUCUGGAUGGAAGCAUCACACUGGAGAGGUUCUAUGAGCUGAGCCCCUCCAGGCACGACUUUGACUGCUCAUGGUUUACACCACUGGUGAUUUCCUGGAAAACAGACAAGAGGAGGCUGUGAACAACGCUUGAGGAGGAUGCAAAGUUUUCUAUACAGUGAUGAAGCUAUCACAGUCCAGAAGCUGGAUGACUUUAAAGUACCAACAAGGACCAUGACAUAAAAAUGUUGUUGGUUGGAGAUCAAUGAGCUGGGCACACUAAUAUGUCAGUAAUGACUUGUAAGCAUCCACCAAGGAGCAGCCCCAAGAAAGGCAAAAGCAGUCCCUGGAAAUUUAGAAGUUUGUAAUAUAAUGUGAUUGUACACUGGCAUGGAAUUAUUUUCAAGGGCUGGCUUGUGAUGUGCAGACAGAUAAUGCAGAAAUACUCCAGAAACUGCUCUAAUGUGACCUUAGAGCAAAGGGGAAAUACGUUUGCCCAAGACAGCAAUUCAAGGUGCUAAUAUCAGCAUCUUUAAGCUCAUUGAUCAACUUGUCUGAGCUUUUCUGGUAAAUAGGCUCUCGUGGGGAGCCCAAGAGCACCCUGGGACACAGACACCUGCAACCACUGAGCAGUCACAGAGCCAGCAGGUCACAGGGUCACGGUGCUACGUUUUCUCAGAAUUGCUGGCUGAGAAGAGCUAUGGAAGACAAGAGAACUACUGUGAUUCAGAGUGAAACGCUUUAUAAUAAUCACAAAACUGCCUGGAAACCACUGCCCUCACCUCUCCAACAGCUGCAGGGCUUUUGGGGCUGUUCUGUCCCAGGGCUCAGGCAGUGUGACAACAGAAGCCACUCCUGCUCCAAUCCCAGCAGGGGUGGCACUCAGGAAGGCAGAGAGAAGACCUCAGGACAUUCCAGGGCAAUGGGGCCCCUCCAAGCAGUCUGUUGGGCGAGGAAGGUCAACAGGCAUUGCCCAGCGAGACAUCAGGCAAUGGAAGGCAAAGCAAAGGAAAAAGCCAAAGCUAUUCCACCUCCAGAGGAGCUGCUGCAGGGAUGCAGGGCAGACAAGCCUCUCACCUCCCUGCAGGGCUAUUGCAGGCUCCUCAGUCAGCAGGAGGUGGUACAAGCCACACCAAUGGUGAUGACAGAGGAAGCUCUGCCCUUUGUUCAGGAGCGCUGUGGGUGCUUUCUUGGCCAGCGUUGCUGCUCUCACAGCCACCAGAAAUUGUGAUCACAGGACACCUGACCGGUCAUGUGCAAGGAGCACUGCUCGUCCUGCCUGCACAGCACUCCACAGCUGGGCUGGAGGAACUCACUCUCUCUGAGGACAGCAAGAGAACAGGAACUGUACGUUUUGAUACCCUCAAAAUGAACCACAGCAGCUGCAAUAUCACAGCCUAUGAAAUAUUCUCAGUUUUCCAGCUGUGUGUUUACAUCCCAGUUCUGGUUUUGGGCAUUGUGCUGAACGUGUUGGCGCUGUGGGUGUUCUGUUACAAACUUGGCAAAUGGACAGAAACCCGAGUGUACAUGGUCAACUUGGCUGUGGCUGACUGCUUGCUGCUCUUCACCUUGCCGUUCAAAACUCUGUCCCAGUUCCAGCGCCUGAAGGUGGAUGGCUGGUGCCUGGUUCUGGAAGGUGGCUAUUUCACAAACCGCUUCAUGAGCAUCGGCAUCAUCACCCUCAUUGCUGCUGACAGGUACCUUGCAAUCAAGUACCCUUUGAGAUCCAAGGCACUCAGGUCUCCUCUGAUGGCAGCUUUUGCCUCUGGAGUCCUCUGGACAAUCAUCAUCUGUGAGACUUCUCUCAUUAAAAGCUUUGAGGACCGAAGAGAAGAUGAUUUUUGCUUUGAAAAAUCUUCUGUGACACCCUCAGUGAUCACACUGUGUACCAUUAUUGCGGGGUUUUUCAUACCACUGCUCAUCUUGAGUUACUGCUCCAUACAAAUCAUUGCAGAGCUCAGGAGGAAGAAGACUGACAACUGUUGCAAUGAAAUGCUGACCAGGAAAGCUGUCUACAUUGUGUCUGCAAACAUGGCUGUGUUCAUCAUCUGCUUUUUACCUCUUUAUCUCGGGCAUCUCCUCCGCUUCGUCCUGGACUCCGUCAGCUCCGACUGCUCGGCAAUACAGAGCGUCAACAACUUCGUGCACUUCGCCUCCAUCCUGGCCAACACAAACUGCUGCCUGGAUGCCAUUUGUUACUACUUUGUCAACCAGGAAUUUAAGGAAGCAUCUCCCAAGCUAGCAAAGUCCAAAUCUGAGGCCGGUGAAGGAGCUGAAAUUCAGCUCUCACUUGUAACACGUUAACACAAAACACAUACAGCACGCAUUUUAUAUUUGCCGUGUUCAACUGGGACUCACUAGCAGGGUUUCACACUUGCUUUUCAUAAGAGUGGGGUGGAGGGACAUUGUACUAAUGGGAAACAUUCAGAUACAUGAUUCAGCUCUGAAUCAGAUAACCACAGCAGUCCAGGUUCUGAUCUAAGGAUCUAGAUUGCCGUUGACAAUUCUCUGCCUUAAUGCAAAUUUGCGUAAAAGGGUAGGGUAGAUUUCCCCUGCCAAAAACCCCCAGCUUUCAUUUUCCCAUGAAACCCAAAAGAAGCACAGGCACUGGUAAAAGAUUGGGUUUUGUCUCUCAUCCCCACCUUGGAUAAGUUCUUGUGCAGCUGUGACAAAGAAAUAGGCUAUUCCAUAUGUCAACAAACUUCUAAAAAAUCAGAGUGAAAGUAUGCAAAAAAAGAAAGGAUGGUGUUUCUGUAAGUCACAAUCUUACUGGUUUUUAGUUGCCAAUAAUGCACAAUCCCAUAAUAGGCAUUUUUAGCUUGCUUUAAAGAACUUUACAGCAAUGUAACAGCAACCAAAUGGUCAUCAUUACAACACAUGGUCAGAAGAGAUUGCAAUUGCUUGUACUGGGGAAAAACUUGUGUGAGUCAAAAUGUUUGAGUCAAAUGGCAUUAAAAUUAAAGAGUUGGUGCGGGGCAGUGGGAACAAGGACUCUGUAUUAGGACUCUAUUCAAUCUUAUAGUGUAAAGUAGUAGCAAAGCUGUUCCAAAGAAAUC